AUGAAAGUCUACUCCAUAUAUAUACUUAACAAGGCAGGUGGUCUUAUAUAUCAAAAUGACAUCAGUCCAGGUCUUAACAAACUAUCGGCCAAUGAUUACUUAGUGUUAGCAGGGACGUUACACGGUGUUCAUGCAAUUGCAUCAAAGUUGAAACCAGGAAAUCAGGGCCAAACCAGUAGUUCUGAGGCUAAUAGUGCAAGCAAUUCCAAGGUGAAUAACUCGAUACUUGCUACGGGGAAAUACCAAAAUCCAAAUACCAAUAAGUCUGGGUUACAAAGUAUCGAAACCAAUUUUUUCAACUUGUACAUAUUUCAAACCUUAACAGGUAUAAAGUUCAUUGUGAUAACCUCGCCUAAUCCAGUGGUCCACAAUUUGCAGCCUGUUAGUGAAGGAUACACGUCGACUCAAGGGGAAUUGAAUAAGCAGUUUGAAGAGGUGAACCACAUAUUUAGAAAUCUCUACGUUGCUUAUUCUGAUUACGUUAUGAAAGAUCCUUUUUAUUCAUUAGAUAUGCCAAUUAAGAGUACUUUAUUUGAUACAAAAGUUGGGGAAGCUGUUAUAUAG
Molecule: messenger RNA, 564 nt
Organism: Hyphopichia burtonii NRRL Y-1933
Lineage: Eukaryota; Fungi; Ascomycota; Pichiomycetes; Serinales; Debaryomycetaceae
Product: TRAPP subunit
Exons: 1
Coding region: 1-564 (187 amino acids)
Biological process (GO): endoplasmic reticulum to Golgi vesicle-mediated transport
Cellular component (GO): TRAPP complex
Source: RefSeq, a predicted model, not a curated record